This is a messenger RNA of Acaulospora morrowiae, 143 nucleotides long. The record is from the annotation of a GenBank genome assembly. Lineage: Eukaryota; Fungi; Glomeromycota; Glomeromycetes; Diversisporales; Acaulosporaceae.
AACAGACCAUUCACCUUGAAGGAGAAGAUGAUGGUGGUUUGGGUUAUUUUUCUGGAAGCGUGUUUGUCGACGUUGAGUUAAUAAAAACACAGAUUGUAAAACCAAUUUGUGGGUGGUUACAUUUCCGUGCACGGGAAGAAUAA